UUAUUGUAGUUGGUAUUCUAUCACCGAGGAGCAGCACAAGAAAGAAAGAAAAAUAAUUUUCUCAUCCCCCAAACAGGUGUGGAAGGAAAAUGAGUAGUAGUACUAGUAUCUGCUUGAAUUCGUUAAUUCCGUUGGAAAUUCGCGCCAAUAGUUGUCGUUCCCAUCUGGGCAUCUCCAUUCUCAAAACCAGAGAAACAAAGUUAUCAACAGUCUCCUGCACUCGUCUUCACAAUUCUCAAAUAACAACCCCCACCACCACCUCAAAUCAACAGCAGCAGCUCAACCUCUCUGUCCUCCGCUUCACUCUCGGAAUUCCUGGACUGGACGAGUCAUAUUUACCCAGAUGGAUUGGGUAUGUUUUUGGUGCGCUUUUGCUCCUGAACCAUUUCGUGGGCUCGGAUUCAACCACCGCCACUCCAGCACAAUUUAGGUCAGAGGCUCUUGGUCUUUCUUUGGCUGGAUUCUCUAUCGUUCUUCCCUAUCUCGGAAAAUUUCUCAAGGGUGCAACUCCAGUGGAUCAAACAACUGUCCCUGAAAGUGCUGUGCAAAUCUUUGUCAUGUCACAGAAUGUUACAGAUAAUGUCAGGGAGGAUUUGGCUUGGGGAACAUAUGUUCUAUUGCGCAAUACAAACACCAUAUCUGUGCUUAUAUCGCUUCAAGAUGCAUUAUGUGUACGUGGCUACUGGAACACACCUGAAGAUGUAUCAAAAGGUGAUGCCCUUGAUUGGUUUCAAAAACAGAUUCAACGGAUUGGCCUCUCUGAUUUAAAGGACACCCUUUAUUUUCCUCAGAGUGCAGACCCUGAACUUUGGGAGAUGCUACCGAAAGGGACUCGUUCUCUACUAGUACAACCAGUGCCACACACUCCGAAAGGCAAUGCUAAUCAGAGUGUAGCUGAAGAUUUACGGAUACUGAAACUGUGUUGGGGAUGUAAGUCAGGACAUCAACUUCACGUCUCUAUUGUAACUGAAGCUUGGCUUAAGCUUUCCCGACAUUGUCUUUCUCUCCUCCAUAUUGUCAGCCCUCGAACUAUACUGUUGUUUCCUACUACACUAGGCUGAGGUUGCUAGCACGAGUUUCAUGAUUCUCUGAACACAGGUUUUACUUGUUUGAUUUCCAUGAUUAUGUCACUUACGUUGAUGGUCUAAUCAUCGUGAAGGUAGCACUGUGACUCCUGAGUACAUCAACAUAAUUUCUUUUUAGCUUCAUGAAAUCAAGCUGUAAACUCAACACUUCUAGAAAAUUAUCCUGGAGCUUUCUUACUUUUGUCCUUGUUAAGGUUGCAAUUUUGUUCUUCAUAUGCAAGACUUCUCUAAACAGCUUCCCAUCUUAUUGUAAGCCUUAAAAAUGUUAUAAUGCAUAAUCCCUGAAAGAAGUAGUUAUUUUUGCAUGGUUUCUUGAAGAUCUUAGUGUCCGACUGACAAUGACAUCUUCCUCUUGUUAGAGUUCUACAGUAAUUAUUAGAACUGUUUUUUCUGGCAAAUGCCAUGAAAUGGAAAGUCAUGGCAGACAUCAAUGUUCCAUGGCUUUCAUAGUGAUACAACAAU
Molecule: messenger RNA, 1547 nt
Organism: Camellia sinensis
Lineage: Eukaryota; Viridiplantae; Streptophyta; Magnoliopsida; Ericales; Theaceae
Gene: HCF208
Product: chaperone (DUF2930)
Biological process (GO): cytochrome b6f complex assembly
Source: RefSeq, a predicted model, not a curated record